Messenger RNA from Coccidioides immitis RS, 393 nucleotides. RefSeq lists its product as uncharacterized. The record is from RefSeq and is a predicted model, not a curated record. Lineage: Eukaryota; Fungi; Ascomycota; Eurotiomycetes; Onygenales; Onygenaceae. The transcript has 3 exons. The coding region runs from base 1 to 393 and encodes 130 amino acids.
AUGACUCCCAUGCAGGGUCUGUGGUUGCUGAACAAGGUCCAGUCAGCGAAACAUACAGUACAUUUCGUCCCACAUCUCUACACCUGGUACCUUGCUCGCUCCAUCACCACACGCUUGCAGAGGGCUUCGGAUGAGAGCGCUGGCUGUGAAGGCCAAGCACUCCCGAAAGGGGUGUUGUGCCUUGCCUGUAUAUGUUGGUGGCCAGCCUGGCAAGGCUCUCCAAAGGAUGCCUUGUUUUGGGACAAUGAUGAUUAUGGGAGGAAAACUACAACCACGGUGUUAAUGGAGAUUGCUCUUUUCUCGUACGAUCCUGUAACCUGCCAGCCCCUCAAAGCAGCUGUCACAAACUGUCAUUCUCUCAAGAAUAAUAAUAAUUAUAAUAUCAAACAGUGA